Messenger RNA from Ceutorhynchus assimilis (cabbage seed weevil), 1305 nucleotides. NCBI's taxonomy places the organism in Eukaryota, Metazoa, Arthropoda, Insecta, Coleoptera, Curculionidae. The record is from the annotation of a GenBank genome assembly.
UUUAAAUUUUCAGUCUAACUAUCUACUAGCAAUUGAAUUCACAUACCAACAAUGAAUCACUUGUACAGUCUAUUUGCAAUUUUUAUUGUUUUCAAUGAAGUGUCUGGAAUAAAAAGACCCUCAUAUUUUCCAACGUGCUAUAGAAACGACCCUCAACUUAAUCAGUGUCUUUUAAAUGCCACUGAACAAGUACGACCCUAUUUAGCUAAAGGUGUGCCAGAACUGAAGAUACCCCCUUUCGAACCAUUUAUGUUGCCAGAGCUGAAACUAGAGCAAGGCACUAAUGCUCUAAAUUUCAAGGCCGUUUUGAACAAUGUACUUAUUCAUGGAAUGUCAAAGUACAAAUUUUCAAGAUUUGACUUUGACGUGCCAAAUCACCAAUUUUUCUGCCAAGCCUCUGUAGAAAAUAUAUCGUUAGAAGGACAAUAUAAAGUCACUGGAAGGAUUUUGAUAGCUCCUAUUGAAGGCAAUGGCAAAUUCACGGCUCAAAUUGACGCAGCAAACGUUGUCGUAUACCAAAAAUACAAAGAAGCUACCCUGAAAGAUGGUAAAAUUCAUCUUGUCCCUGUAGCAACCAAUACCAGCAUUGAGGUAGUUAAGCCUAGAGCUAAUUUGGAUGGUUUGUUUAAUGGAAAUGAAGCAAUGAAUCAAGCAACAAAUAAAGCAAUCAACGAUAAUGUGGAUGUACUUUUUGGAGAGCUUAAACCAGUGGUAGAGCAUGCCAUUAGCAGGAUUCUAGAAGAUUUACUGUUUAAGACCAUUAUAGAAACUAUUCCAUACGACGAACUAUAUCCGAUUGACCCAAAAUUCAACUAAGACUUAAUAGAAGCAACAUAAACAUACAUAAGGGGAUUUGGAAUUGUUUAUACUUAUUUGUGAAAAAUAAAUUGAUAUAGGUACCUAGAUUAUCCUGUGGCAGUAGGUAUCUUGAAACUAAAAGUGUACUAUACUCAAUUUAAAAUAUAAUUAAGCAAAAAAUAUAUACAAACAAGAUAGAAGCUAACAUAUAUUUCAUCUAGGAAAAAGUUCCUCUAUAGAAAACCUCUGGAAAACCCUGCCAAUAAACUCCAAAACUGUGUUUCCAAUAACUUGCUCUAAAGUAGGCCUCAAAUCUGUAAGUAACUCCACCAUGUUAGCAUUAAGGAUUUUGUUAGUUUGCUGAGUCAAUUCUGGAUUAUUUUUGAAUAAUUCAUAAAAUUGAAAAUUUGGCUUUCCAAAAUCGAUAUCCUCGAUUAUAGUUUCUGUCAGUUUGAGGUAUUGUUUAUCUUGUUGAUAGAAUCUUUGACCAUUCAUUGUAGCAAUUAC